Laetiporus sulphureus 93-53 is the source of this 306-nucleotide messenger RNA. RefSeq lists its product as uncharacterized. The coding region runs from base 1 to 306 and encodes 101 amino acids. Lineage: Eukaryota; Fungi; Basidiomycota; Agaricomycetes; Polyporales; Laetiporaceae. The transcript is spliced from 2 exons. The record is from RefSeq and is a predicted model, not a curated record.
AUGUGGUCUCCAUUCGGACGAAACACCAUCGACCAGCCAUGGGAGGUCGUCGGCUCCAAGAGCGUUGAGCCCGUGCCGACAUUCGACGACCACGACGCUUUUGCAGACCUGGACAUCGUGCGCGCGAGCCCGAUUGACAUCAGCGCGAAGAGCGUGUUCGACGUCAAGCCGCCGUUCGUGCGCGCGAGCGCAGACGCUGCCCACCCGCGCAGGUUCGACCUCGAAAGCGCGCUGCGCACUGCGCGUUCGCGCCUGCUGAAGGAGGCCGCGCGCCUCGGGUACAACGUCUUUCUGCUCGAGGGGUGA